UCGUCUCUCCUCCCUUCUUUUGAAACAAGAAAUAAUAAUAUUUCAAGAGGAGAAUAGAAAGAAGCAAAUCUGAAGACAGCGAGGGGAAAGAGUGAGACUUUGUGUUUUUCUUUGUGUGAUUUGACAGUGCCCAUGUUUCUGUUUAUUGGAUAAGAACCCCUAAAGACACAACCUUUUCCUUUACACAUAUUAUCUUCUCUCUCGGUUUUGCUUCAACACACACAACGGUAAAGCCUCUCCUAUCUAAUUUAUCAAAAAAAUCUUUAUAAACCUUACCUUAAUAGAUUUUUCCUCUUGUGGGUGGGUAUUAAGAACUACUGCUUGUUCUCAUCUAGUUUUGAUCAAAAUUCUAUAUUUUUUUCUCUCUUUUGAAUGUUCCAUUAAGACAUAUCUCAGUUUUUGUCUCCCCUGUUUUUUUGUUUAAGAAAAUAAAUAAUAAAGAGGGUCCUUUUCAAAGUCUAUCUGUAAAUGGUGAUGCAUUCGACUACUAACUCUAUGAAAGCUUUUCUCUAGUGUUUUAAUUCUUCUUCUUUUUUAUUCUCUCUCUCUUUUACAUCUCUCACUUUCAACUCCUUUCUCAUUGAUUGAUACACUCUCUUUAAAGACUUCACACACGUCGUUUUAAUUCGAGCUAUCUUUCUUCUUCUUCUUCUUCUUCUUCUUCUUCUUCAGGUGGACUCUCAUUCAAACUCUAGUCAUUCAAGCGGAUUCAUCAUUCUCCUAAGUACCUGGAGCUUGACUUCAUUCUUGAACACAAAAAAAAAGCUCAAGAAGAUCUUCUUAUUCAAGACGCCGAGCUAUAUUAUAUUAGCUUGGAUGGAGGAUUAAUAUAAGGGAAGCAGCAGCAUUUAUGGGAUUUGAUAGAAGAUUGUCAAUAAAGGAAACCCCAAAACUGUUGUGGUUAUGGAUUCACGAGGUGACAGCUCCAGGUUCGGACACCACCACCACCACCAGCUGUAUCCGACAAAGCCUUCUAGGAACAUGUCUUCAUCUUCCUCAGCUGCUUUCUUCUCAGCUAACCAAUCUCCCUUCUUCUCCCCAAGAUCUCCCAAACCCCAACAAGAACACUCCGAAUCAACACGCUCCGAUCCUCAAUGCGACGACAGCUUCGAUCCCCUCACCUCCUCCAGCCCCUGCUUCCAAGACCACCACCUCGUCUUUCAGAAUCUCGAACCUUCCAGCAGCGUCAUCCCAAGAUACGCAAGAGGAGGAGUGGGUCAAGAUUCGUCUUCCUACACUCAGACAUCUUCCGUCUCGGUUUCUUACAACAGAGUGAGAUGCUGCGACGUGUUCUUGGGUCUGCACGGCAACAAACCAUCUCUCCUCCGUUUCGCGGAUUGGCUCAGAGCCGAGCUGGAGUUUCAAGGGAUGAGCUGUUUCAUGUCGGACAGAGGGAAAUGCAGGAGCUCGCGGAAACAGAGAAUCAUCGAGAGAGCGAUGGACGGAGCUUCCUACGGAGUCAUCAUCCUAACGAGAAAGUCUUUCAGAUCCCCUCACACGAUCGAGGAGCUGAGGUUCUUCUCGGAGAAGAAGAACCUCGUCCCCGUCUUCUUCGAUCUCUCUCAGGGAGACUGCCUCGUCCGGGACAUAGUGGAGAAGAGAGGGGACUUGUGGGAGAAGCACGGAGGCGAGGUCUGGGAGUGUUACGGAGGGAUCGAGAGAGAGUGGAGAGAAGCUGUUCACGGUUUGUCUCGCGUUGUCGAUGAGUGGAAGCUCGAAGCUCACGAAGGUAACUGGAGAGAGUGCGUUUUCAGAGCUGUGACGUUGCUAGCUAUGAGGUUAGGGAGGAGGAGUAUAGUGGAGAGGUUGAGUAAGUGGCGUGAGAGAGCUGAGAGAGAGGAGUUUCCUUAUCCGAGGAACGAAGGUUUCGUCGGGAGGAAGAAGGAGUUAUCUGAGUUGGAGUUUGUUUUGUUCGGAGACGUUGGUAAAGAUUCCGAGAGAGAUUACUUGGAGCUCAAGGCAAGGAGGAAGAAUAAGAAGAAAAUAAAGAAUGUGGUGUUAGGGUGGAACAGCAAGAAAGGGAAAGAGAAAGUCGUGUGGAGAGAGUCAGAGAAAGAGAUCGAGAUGAUGCAGAGCACGGAGCUGAGACGUAACAACAGGAGGAAACGGUCGACGAAAGUGGCUUACGGGAAAGGAGUGGCGUGCGUCACGGGGGAGUCGGGGAUAGGCAAAACAGAGCUGCUACUCGAGUUCGCUUACAGGCAUCACCAGAGGUACAAGAUGGUGCUUUGGAUAGGAGGAGAGAGCCGUUACAUCAGACAGAACUAUCUCAACCUUCACCACUACUUAGAAGUCGACGUCGGGGUGGAGAGUUGUUCUUCUUCCGAUUAUAAAUCGAGGAUGAAGAGCUUUGAGGAGCAAGAGGACGCGGCGGUCACGAGGAUCAGGAAAGAGCUGAUGAGGAACAUACCGUUCUUGGUCGUGAUCGAUAACUUGGAGAGCGAAAAGGACUGGUGGGAUUCGAAGCUUGUGAUGGAUCUUCUUCCUAGGUUUGGAGGAGAGACGCAUAUAUUGAUAUCUACGCGUCUCUCUAGGGUUAUGAACAUGGAGCCGUUGAAACUCUCUUACCUCUCUGGCGCUGAAGCUAUGGUGUUGAUGCAGGGGAACAGCGUUAAUAAUAGAGAGUAUCCUAUCUCCGAAAUGGAUGCGUUGAGAGUUACCGAGGAGAAGCUUGGGAGGUUAACGUUGGGAUUGGCUGUAGUGGGAGCGAUUUUGUCUGAGCUUCCUAUAAACCCUAGCCGGCUUUUGGAUACUAUAAAUAGAAUGGCGUUGAGAGAGGGUCGGGAGGGGAGCUUGUUGAGGAGGAAAAGUGUGUUUCUGUUGCAGCUGUUUGAAGUGUGUUUUUCGAUCUUCGACCACGCGGAUGGACCGAGGAGUUUGGCUACUAGAAUGGUGGUUGCGGGAGGGUGGUUAGCUCCAGGGGCUGUGCCGGCUUCUCUGUUAGCUUUGGCUGCUUAUAAACUCCCUGAGAAGCAUAGAGGUCCGAAGCGGCUUUGGAGGAGGCUGAGACGGGCUAUAACCUGUGGUUUCGUGUCGUCGAACUCGAAACGAUCAGGAGCUGAAGCUGCUUCCAUGUUGCUUAGAUUCAACAUCGCUAGAACCAGCAGUGUUAAGCUAGGGUUUAUACAGAUACACGAGCUUGUGAAACUCUACGCGAGGAAUCGAGUUCUGGUGAGCGAGAACGCUCCUGCGAUGGUUCGAGCCGUGAUAAGCCGCGGCUCGACGGUCGAAACCGCGGAGCAGAUGUGGGGGGUGUGCUUCUUGCUGUUCGGUUUCGGCAACGAAGCUCCGACCAUUCAGCUUAAGAUAACAGAGCUGCUGUUUCUUGUGAAGCAAGUAAUCUUGCCGUUAGCGAUUAGGACAUUCAUAACGUUUUCGCGGUGCAGCGCGGCGGUGGAGCUGCUUAGAGUCUGCACAAACGCGCUCGAAGCGGCUGACCAGACGCUGGUGACGCCGGUGGAGAAGUGGCUGGAUAAGUCUCUUUGCUGGAGACCGGUUCAGACAAGCGCGCAGCUGAACCCUGUCCUUUGGGAAGAGCUUGCUCUGACUCGAGCCACAGUGUUGGAGACGAGAGCUAAGCUGAUGUUGCGUGGCGGGCAGUUCAGCGUGGCUGAUGAUCUGAUUAGAAAAGCCAUCUUUAUAAGAACUUCCAUCUCAGGAGAGGAUCAUCCUUCGACUGUGUCGGCUCGAGAGACGUUGAGUAAGUUAACGAGACUCUUAUCAAAUGCUCAUCAGAUUCACAACAGUUCACCAUGAUAGUCAGAUAGAGGUUUCUUAGGGCUAUCUCUUGUUGUAAAAGUUAUAAAAGGUUUUAGAGUUUCUUGUUUUUUUUUGUCAUAAUCAUUAUUUUUAGUUAUAAAGAGUUAGAUUUAUACAGAGGCUUUAGUAAUAAAGAAAACUAUUAUGUAAGAAAUUGGUCAGAGAAUCCUUCUUUUUUA
Messenger RNA from Raphanus sativus (radish), 3938 nucleotides. RefSeq lists its product as uncharacterized. The record is from RefSeq and is a predicted model, not a curated record. The transcript has 2 exons. Lineage: Eukaryota; Viridiplantae; Streptophyta; Magnoliopsida; Brassicales; Brassicaceae. Bases 904 to 3756 code for a protein of 950 amino acids. Gene Ontology annotation, biological process: signal transduction; recombinational repair.